Molecule: messenger RNA, 1029 nt
Organism: Lampris incognitus (smalleye Pacific opah)
Lineage: Eukaryota; Metazoa; Chordata; Actinopteri; Lampriformes; Lampridae
Gene: gnb3b
Product: guanine nucleotide binding protein (G protein), beta polypeptide 3b
Exons: 8
Coding region: 1-1029 (342 amino acids)
Biological process (GO): G protein-coupled receptor signaling pathway
Cellular component (GO): heterotrimeric G-protein complex; cytoplasm
Molecular function (GO): protein binding; signaling receptor complex adaptor activity
Source: RefSeq, a predicted model, not a curated record
AUGGCAGCUGAGAAAGCUGAAAUGGAAGCACUGAAAAAGGAGUGCGAUGGCCUCCGAACCCAGAUUGAGACGGCCCGCAAGGCUGUGGCUGACAACAACAUGGCAGCAUCCGCUGGCGGCGUGGCAGCGGUGGGCCAAGUUCAGCUGAAGCAAAGGAAGAACCUCAAGGGUCACCUGGCCAAAAUCUAUGCCCUGCACUGGGGAGGCGACUCAAGACAAAUGGUCAGCGCAUCACAGGACGGCAAGCUGCUCAUCUGGGACACCUUCACAGGAAACAAGGUGGCUGCCGUCCCUCUCAAGUCGGCCUGGGUGAUGAGCUGUGCCUACGCCCCCUCCGGUAACAUGGUGGCCAGCGGCGGCCUGGACAACAUGUGCACCAUUUACAACAUCAAGGCCGCCAGCCCCAAGACCCUCAAGGAGCUGGACGCACACACAGGGUACCUGUCUUGCUGCCGUUUCCUCAGUGACACCGAGAUCCUCACUGCCUCCGGUGACACCACCUGCUGUCUGUGGGAUGUGGAGACCGGUAAGCAGAAGAUUGUGUACACCAACCACAUUGGAGACUGCAUGUCACUGGCCCUGUCCCCCGACAUGAACAUGUUCAUCUCCGGGGCCUGUGACUCGCUGGCCAAACUCUGGGACCUGAGGGACGGCACCUGCAAGCAGACCUUCCCUGGACACACCAGUGACAUCAACGCCAUUGCUUUCUUCCCCAAUGGUCACAACAUUGUCACAGGCUCCGAUGACUGCACCUGUAAGAUGUACGACCUGCGCUCCGACCAGGAGGUGAUUAGCUACGAGAGCUCCAGUCUGAAGGCCGGCGUCACGUCAUUGUCUCUCUCCCUGUCGGGUCGCCUCAUCUUUGCCGGCUACGAUGACUUCAACUGCAACAUCUGGGACACCCUCAAAGGAGAGAAAGUUGGAGUGCUGUCUGGCCAUGACAACAGAGUGAGCUGCACCGGUGUGCCUGCAGACGGCAUGGGUGUGUGCACGGGGUCCUGGGACAGUUUCAUGAAGCUGUGGAACUGA